Mus musculus (house mouse) is the source of this 2514-nucleotide messenger RNA. It is a transcript of the gene Potefam3a, whose product is annotated as POTE ankyrin domain family member 3A. The transcript has 10 exons. The coding region runs from base 171 to 1223 and encodes 350 amino acids. Lineage: Eukaryota; Metazoa; Chordata; Mammalia; Rodentia; Muridae. The record is from RefSeq and is marked validated.
GCUACUUGCUGAAGUACAGUUCACUUCACACUGAACUGGUUGUGCUCUCCUGCUUUUUAGAUACAAGAGUUGCCUUUUUUUUCUUUAAUUAUAGAAUUUGAGAGUCAGAUAUCAGUUAAAGGGAAGGGAAGAGAGGGAAGAAGGUUCGUGGGCUACCCUAGGCUCCAAUAAUGGAGGAAGAAAUCAACUAUGAUUCCCAGACAAUGAACAUCCCCAGAAGGAGACGCUGGUACACUCACCUGUGGCGUUCAUGUCUGGGUCUUAGAUGCAUGCAUCCUCAGAAAAAGAAGAAAUAUCCCCUCUACUUGAUUGGCUAUGAUCCUAUAGGCCCAUUACAACGAGCGGCCAGCGUGGGUGACCUUGAUACAACAGAGAAGUUAAUCCACUCCAGUCAACAUCAUGUGGAUGAAUCUGAUAGGAGGAAAAGGACUUCGCUGCAUUAUGCAUGUGCCCACAACCAUCCAGACGUGGUGACACUAUUAUUAGAAAAUAAUUCCAGCAUUAACAUCCGGGAUGAUGAAGGCUGCACACCCUUGAUUAAGGCCACCCAACGAGACAAUGUGGAUUGUGCUUCCGUAUUGCUCACCCACAAUGCGGAUCCAAAUCUGAUAGAUUCCAGUGGGAACACAGCCUUCCACCAUGCUAUAUCCAGGGGUAACAUAAGGAUUGUAAAAAUGCUCCUUGAGCACAACGUAGACAUUGAAGCCAAAACAGAGUAUGGCUUGACACCAUUGCAACUUGCAACAUUUGAACAGAAACCUGAAAUGGUAGAAUUUUUAGCAGCAAAGUGUGCAAAAAGCUCAGUGACCCCCUCCUGGUCACCCAGUCCCACAGUCUCUCCCUGCCCCUCCUCCACUUCACCUCUGAGCAGUUUGGGACUCCCUGUAUGUCCAAACCCUGGCACUUCUUCUCUCUCUGAGGACAGAAAAAGUAGCUCAGCUAGAAGAAUAAAACUGAGUACUGGAUCGUCAGCUCAGAGAACUGAAGUGAAGCAUGUCAGGUUCAAUGAAGAAGUCUUAUACUUUAAAGAGGAAAGGCCUUUGUCCUGUGAAGCAAGACCACCAAGACAGCUUAAAUCUAUCUUGAAAAACACUGUCCAGUAUAAUACAGUUAAUGAGAAAAUUACAAGAAGAACAUCACUGUGGUGUUCAAAAGCAGAAGAUGUCAGGUAUACUUCCUGUAUCAAGGUAAAAUGCUUCUCUGUGAAAUCAAGUUUCUUAUGAAUUGUCUUAAUUCAGCAGUAGUCUAACUAUCCCAGUUUUAUAUGGAAAAGGUGAUUCAGAGAAAACCAUAUUGUAGAUGUGGAUCUUUCUAUCAAUUGCAAGUGAGCAGUAAGUCCUUAUGGGUAGUAGUGGCCCAAUAUGAGAAUGGACUCAAGAGACAUAGGGAGUGAAGACUGAGUGCAGUUCUCACAUAAUAGAAGGUGUUUGAUGUUUGACAAAGUAAUGUUUGCAGAAAUGAAUACACAUUAGACUGACUUAAAAAUGUGACCGUGAUAAUAGACCAGAAUACCAUUUAGUAAGUCCAGAUAUUUCAAUGAUCCAGCAAUCUCCAAAGUGCCUUUACCCCCAGCAGAAUGCCCAUAAGUUUUAUCUACCCUUGGGCACUCCUAUUUCAGGAUCAUAUAUGAGAGCCUCUCUUUGGUUUCUCUCUUUCAUCUGUUUUUAGACUGAGAAGAAAUUGUGGAUAUUUAGCAAUUAUGUUCAUCAAAUUUGCCUUAUGAAGAGAUUAGAGCAUUUUCUAUUUGAUUCUUAUAAGGGUAUGUUGAAAGUUCUUCAUCUAGUUAAACAAUAACUGUCCUUCCCCAGUUAGCCAGCAUUUCUAGAAGCAGAGAGUCAAUUGCUAUAUACAUCCAUAUAAGUUCUUCUUUUUCUUAUUUUUGAAAUAUACAUGUAUAUUCUUUGUGCCAUAUUCAAACACUUAAAAUAUUGUAGUAUUUUAUUUAGAUACAUCCAUAUUCAGUAUGAGGCUACUUAAUCACUAUGAGAUACUGGAGUUUAGGAAACUUGUUUCUGUAUAACCUCUAGCCCUAGAGUGAGGGGAUGUGUGACUGAUAAGUGACAUUUUAAUGAUUUUUGAAUGUGACUAAGUGAUCCAAUGUGUUUCUAUAAAGUAGUUCCACAGGUACUAUGAUAAGGAUAGCAGUGGCAAUUUAACUGGCAUUUAUUUAAAAUGGUAAACUGUGCAUUUUGUUCCCCCCAGCAAUGGAGGAGAAAGAAUGCCAAAAGAGGUUUUAGCAAUGUUAAUGAUCAUCUUAUAUAAGAUGGAGAAAAUUUGGCACAUAAUGAAUUAAGCUUAGUCUCAACCCGGAAGAACAAUAUCCUGUUUCUCAUUUCAUGAUUUUCUCUUAAUCUAGUCUAGCCUAAAUAUUUUUACAUCUUGAUGAUAUCCUAGCAAUUUGAAAAUAGAUAAGCGUAUUAGAAAAUAUUUCAUGUUUAAUUACAGUUUUUAUUUUUUAUGUGUCAAUACCCCAUGAUUACUAAGAAGUAAAGUUGAUUUGAAAGCAUGCACCCC